Messenger RNA from Gorilla gorilla gorilla (western lowland gorilla), 5492 nucleotides. It is a transcript of the gene CALML4, whose product is annotated as calmodulin like 4. The transcript has 5 exons. Gene Ontology annotation, molecular function: calcium ion binding. Lineage: Eukaryota; Metazoa; Chordata; Mammalia; Primates; Hominidae. Bases 1494 to 2195 code for a protein of 233 amino acids. Gene Ontology annotation, cellular component: myosin II complex. The record is from RefSeq and is a predicted model, not a curated record.
CCUAUAGCAUGGUGAGUUGCUGUAUCAUGAACCCUCACGCAGCCAUUGCCCCACGCUGGUGUUUUCCAUCUGUGCGUCACCCCCUAGAGACACCUACACACAUAAGGAGGGAGUUGGCCGGGGCACCCCAGCACACACUGGCCUAACUCCAAGGAGGCACCUCAUCUCUUCUGGAGCCCCUUCCCACAGGCAAGGGGAUUCAGAGGAAGCGUGUUGGCCUGGCUGCCUUCAGGCUUCCAGAGUCCCAAGUGACUUUCCUUGAUGUCCUUCUCUCCAUCCUCUGCACAGAGGCAGCCUUCCCUCUUCUUAUCCCUGCCACGGGGUUUGGGAGGGGGAGCCUCAAACUCUGACAGGGAGGAGUGGGAGUCCCCAGCUAAAAUUCUCUGGGUCUAGAAACAGGUGUAAAGCGAUUCUGGGGAUGUGAUUUGGGGGAAAAGCACACUUUCCACACAGAGGCGGUCAGGAAAGGAGCGGGGAGGGGAGAGUGGGGCACAGGCAGCGCCUCCCGUCUAUGCGCCUGUGUGCAAAGUGGCACAAUGCCCCCCUUCCUAUUGGCAGUGCAGCCCCUGGCCAGCAACCACUCGCACCUGGGCUGGGGGCCUUUGUGUAGGGCACACCUGUGCAGCCACACCUACUUGUAGAGCCUCAUAGACUCAGCUGUGGACAAAAGCCUCACGCCCCAAACAGGGAAAUGGGAUCUCAAGGGGAAGAAGCUGGGGAAGCCUCACACCCUGCCCCCAUUUCCUCCUUUGUGGGGGAGGGGAGCAGCACGAACUCCUGAAGACUUGGGAGCGUCAGCAGCUUCUGCGGAAGGGGUGGGGCUGAGGGUGGAGAGAGGAAGGGAAGGAAGAAAAGGGGAGCCUUCCUGGCCAGGGUAACCGGCACUAAGAGGCCUCACUCCAAGCCCGCGAGGAGCCUGCGGUGGGGCUGGAGACCCGGCUCAGGCCCCUCCACCACCCUUAAAGUCCUCAGAAGGUGGGAACUGAACUGGCACAGGCUGGGAACCGGCUGUGCGCUGGCCACUUGAUUUUGCCAGCUGCCCUGUAAUUCAGCUGGUGAGGUAACUGAGGCACAGACUGAGGUAGAAUGAUUCGCCAGUCACUCAGCAAGUCAGCAGACGGGGAGGACUGAAUCCCAGCCUGAGAGCACCGAAGCUUGUAUCCCUGCAAUACCGAGCCCCAAGCCUGCGGGCCCCGGUGCCCAUCUCUGAGUUGGGCCGUCUUGGAAGGGUUCCCUUCCUCCUACAAGAUGGUGUGUGAGGAGCCUUCAAUACGACCCGGGGUGUAAAGUGCCCAGCUCUAGUAGGGGCUUGACGGCAUCCCCGCCGAGUCCCAGGAGAGAGAGAGAAGACCCCUUCCUGGAGUCCAGGGCUCCCAGGAAGAAACACUGGCAUUUGUCCCUUUGCUUCGGCUUCUGGAGGCAGACUCUGAGCCCAGGGAGAGGCUUCUGCAGCCCCAUUUCCUCAAAAAUCCAACCUGCCCAGGUGGCGGGUCAUGAGCUUCUGCAGCCCCAUUUCCUCAAAAAUCCAACCUGCCCAGGUGGCGGGUCAUGAGCUGUGCUCAGGAAGCCGGAAUCUGACCCUGGUGGCGUCGGGCCCGGUCUCCAUGGCAGCCGAGCAUUUAUUACCCGGGCCUCCACCCAGCUUGGCAGACUUUAGACUUGAGGCUGGAGAAAAGGGAACUGAACGCGGUUCUGGGAGCAGCAAGCCCACGGGUAGCAGCCGAGGCCCCAGAAUGGCCAAGUUUCUUUCCCAAGACCAAAUUAAUGAGUACAAGGAAUGCUUCUCCCUGUAUGACAAGCAGCAGAGGGGGAAGAUAAAAGCCACCGACCUCAUGGUGGCCAUGAGGUGCCUGGGGGCCAGCCCAACGCCAGGGGAGGUGCAGCGGCACCUGCAGACCCACGGGAUAGACGGAAAUGGAGACCUGGAUUUCUCCACUUUUCUGACCAUUAUGCACAUGCAAAUAAAACAAGAAGACCCAAGGAAAGAAAUUCUUCUAGCCAUGUUGAUGGCGGACAAGGAGAAGAAAGGUUACAUCAUGGCGUCCGACCUGCGGUCAAAACUCACGAGUCUGGGGGAGAAGCUCACCCACAAGGAAGUGGAUGAUCUCUUCAAGGAAGGAGAUAUCGAACCCAAUGGCAAAGUGAAGUAUGAUGAAUUUAUCCACAAGAUCACCCUUCCUGGACGGGACUACUGAAGGAGGAGAAUGCGAGAGCCUCCCCUGGGCCUGAAAACUUGGAGCAAUUAAUUUUUUUUAAAAAAGUGUUCUUUUCACUUGGGGGAGAUGGCAAACACAGUGGCAAGACAACAUUACCCAACUAUAGAAGAGAGGCUAACUAGCAACAAUAAUAGAUGAUUUCAGCCAUGGUAUGAGUAGAUCUUUAAUAAAAGAUUUGUAUUAAUUUUAUUAACUACCGUGAGUCCAGCCCUUUCAAGCAUGGAAGGAGCCUGCGGUUUGGAGUCUGGCCUGGGUUCCAGUCCUGGCUCUGCUGCUUCCCACUGUGACUUUGGGCAAAUCACUUCACUCCUCAAAGCACCCCCCACACAAGCUGGAUUCCCACUUCUUACCUCAUGGAGCCUGUUGAGUAAGGAUUGAGCUGAUGACUUAAGGGCAAUCUACCAAGAGACUUACUCUGUAUUUGGGGGCUAGAACCAUCUUCCAUAUUUCCAAGAUUUUCCAAGAUGAAGCCAGUGCUAGCUGAGAAGCAGCAACGAACAGAAAGCUGUAACACUUAUGACAACAAUUCUUGCAGUGCCAGAGGCCCAUUUACAAAUUCUCAUUUCCAUCUCAACAGAUAUAGUGACAUAGCAUAGCUCAGGCUAUUCAUUCAUAAACACAGAGUGUAGAGUGAAAACACAUGCUACAAUGAGGCAGCAUCAGUUGAGAGCAGGAAGAGUGAUCUACUUUACACCCCACACCAAAGGAAACCAGAUGUGAGCUGCUAAAUUCGCUGGCCUUGCAGAGCUCAAGAAGGGGGCUUCCAAUGCUGUGAGAAUUCUGAGCUGUUCCCUGGGCUCUGUUAACAGGCAGAGACGUUCCGGGAUGGUCUGCUCAAGUGGCCCACACCGGUCAUAGCCUUAAACCACUUCCCCAGGACUUACGGAGAGAAAUAAGGGGAUGUAACCAGCAAUGGCCAGGGUACUAUAGCCCUGGAAAACAGUAGUAGGAGCACUAGGCUUUCUGGGAGUCCAUCCAGCUGGAGUGGCUUUGAGUGAGUUACACAGCUAGAAGGUGCUAGAUUGGUGCUGCCAGAGAUUCAGAGGUGCCAUUCACUUGUCAAAUCUGGAUCAUUUGUAGUGCCAGCACAGUCCUAAAAGGGCUGGAGUACCACACCAACACAGGUAGGGGUGCAGGGCUUCAAGUACAAAGAUUUGCAUCCAUGUAUGUAUCAAAAGUGGGUUCUCUGGGCUGUGGCUUUGUCUAGUAUUACCACAGUGGCUGAAGUAGAAGAAAACCAAAUCAAAUGGGAUGUGUCUUUUGGGAGGAUGUACAAGACACAAAUCUUUCACUAGGCACCGGGCACAGGGAAAACUGCAGGGAACAAGAGUUGUAGUGUUAGUGCAACUGUCUCAACGAUGCUGUGUGGCUUCAGACCCAAACAAGGCCCUGAGGAAGGAGACUCUCAUUUCCCCAAGCAUAACUGCAAGGAGAGUAAGUAGGAAUUCCUAGGAGCCAAAGAGUUUUGUGGGGGUGAGGGUAAAUAAAUGGCCCAAAUGCCAACUAGGUGAAGUUGUGACCAUCUGGCUGGGAAGCCCAGGUCCGCACAGUGUAGGAGCAGAUGUUUUGUGGGGUCUGAGGUUUACAAGAUUUGGCUGCCUUAAGAAUACAAAAACAGAAAUGCAGAAUUUCUGGGGCUGCUCCUAGGACCAGAACAAGUGAAGGGUCCUGGUGCUUAAACUUCAUUACCUUCAUGGUAAAUCCACCAGAGGGCCGGUUAGAUGCUGGCCCCGCCGAGAGAACUGCUGUCACUUUCAGGCAAAGCUCAAAGGUCCUAGGCCCACAGUUCUUUUGAGCUCCAGUCAUGGACAUUAGGAAGUAAAUCCUGCACAGCCAACCUGGAAUACCAAAGAUUAGAUGGGAGAUAGAUACCAAUGAUUUAGAUGGCACAGGAAGAGCAAGUUCUGGCUAUAAUAAAUGAGGGUACUUUCCAUCAAAGCUUUUCUAUAUUUAUCACUGAAUAGUCCCAGUAUGGUUUUAAAGCAAGUUUUAUGAAUCUCAUUUGCCUAACAGGAAUCUGAAAUAUAACUUGCCAAAAACACACAGUUGGUGUGGAAUGGUCAUUAGAACCUGGGGCUCCUCUUCACGGACUCCCUGCUCAUUAAGGGAUUCAGUGGUCCAGAGUCUAAGAUCCUGUUAAGUGUUUGAUUCAAACCUCUACCCGAGGAAGGGCUGUUACCUUACUCCUGGUCCUGGUUUCAAGCUCAUUCCUGAAAUUCCAGCUGGUUUCUCUAGCACCUAGUGUUGUUUACAAGAAGGCCACAGUGCUCUUAGCAUUCAAACUGCAGAUACUAAACAGAUGCUGUGAUUUAUUAAAGAGUUAGCCAUAUUUCAACAAGAAAGGGAAAUGAUGGCUAUAUAUUCAUUACUUACCUCAAAGCAUGCUGCAAGAAAAUUAGUUACUUGUCAUGCUUUGAAAUCUCUGGAUGAAAGGUGCUUUGGAAGCACAAACCAUUCUCACUUGUCUCAUAGGGAUUGUCCCCUUGAACAUCCAGCAGUGUUAUUUUACAGAAGACAAAUUAACUGAAGGCUUUUCUUUUAUUACAUCUAAAGAGCUCUACAUAAACAGGUAACAUUCAAUAGGUAAACAAUUUUUUUCCAAUGCAUGUAAUAAAUAUUUUCACUUGGUACUUUUAUACAAACUGACAUUGUCUACUAUACAUUUUUAAAAGCCAUUUUACUGGUUUGGCAUGCGGUAUGGAAAUUCUAAGAGAGAAAGUUUUAAGGCAAUGAAUCACAGAUUUAAGUUCAUGGAAUUUAUGGUAACUUUAUCUGUUUAUGUACAUUUUCCCCUUUGUUAAACAAUUAACAGCAGCACACUCUGGGACCACCAGCUAUUUUCCCUCUCUUUCUGAAAUCUAAGCUUUGUAUUUAAUUAAAAAACAGAAUUCAACAUAUAUUGAUAAAACAAAAUUCUUACUAAAAUAAUUUCAAAUGUGCUUUAAAAAGUCCUGAAGAUCUUGAAAGUUUUAUGUGUUUAAAAUUGAAAUUGUUUAAAAAAAUGCUCUUUCCACAUUAAUUUAGAGUUUUCAUUCCAUUUCAGACACUUGACUCAAAGGAAAAUCUGCCAAGGAAUCAGAUUUUUCAGAGCUUACGUGAAUCUUUCCUAAGUCAGUAAAGAUACAGAAUUGUGAUAAUGUCUAAAUAAUUAGUAAAGCAAUUUUAAUGCUCAAAAUAGUCAACCAAGUAUGGCAUGGUUCUGGUUCAGAUUUUUUUUUUUUUAAGAUGUAUCCAAUAACGCUCAUGAAGUAAUUAAAAGCCACUUUAACCCUGCUA